Messenger RNA from Blastomyces dermatitidis ER-3, 1578 nucleotides. Its product is annotated as phosphate transporter. The record is from RefSeq and is a predicted model, not a curated record. Gene Ontology annotation, cellular component: endoplasmic reticulum; mitochondrion. Lineage: Eukaryota; Fungi; Ascomycota; Eurotiomycetes; Onygenales; Ajellomycetaceae. The transcript is spliced from 3 exons. The coding region runs from base 940 to 1512 and encodes 190 amino acids. Gene Ontology annotation, biological process: protein targeting to ER.
AACAGCAACAGCAACAGCAAUACUGCAACCGCCAGGGUUGCUAACACAGUCUAAUGACAUCCCUACCUUCCAGUCUCCAACUGAAUUGACACUUCCUCUCCCCCGUCCUUCAAUACAGUACCAAUAGCAAUCAUUCUGCUCAGUGGGUGAGCUGAGAUCUCAAAAGGAACCCACCAAUCAAGCGACAGCUCUCCAUGUUAUUGUUAUGGUAUCGGACUUGAGACAUUAUUCCUUAAUGAUGCAACGCCAGUAUGGGCACUUUUCUGUGACAUCUUGGCAUUUCAAAGGAAAUUUGAACAUGUUUCCUACGGCCGGAAGCUGCGGCCAGGAAGAAAGUGUCAUCAAUAUUAGAGUGGGCAACAUCCAGGGUCUCAGAGAUAUUACUGGACUUUGGGCUCGUUUGUUCAAUUAAAAGGUCCUCCUCCCGUCGGUUGCCGGCAGAUAUCAUGGCUCAUCCGCAAAAUUGGAUAGUUGGUUUGUCCGGGACCCGAUGAUGAAGGUCUUGGAGAGGAGAAUUAUGAUGGCAACGAGGAUAAAGCAGAUUUGGUCUUCUUGACUCACCUAGCAUUUCAGGGCCUGCCACAUGGGGAUAUGAUUCAGGCUUCUUGAUAAUCAUGCUGUGUUGGAAUUUGAAUUUAGAUAUUUGUUAGUAGGGAAGUUGAAGAUAUCAAACCUUGUUCUGUAUAAAAAUAAACGGCGGCAGCAGCACGUGACCGCUCCGCCGCCUCCAGCUUGGGGCCAGCUGUCGCUUCAGGGUUUUUGCGCCGCGCUUGACUUCUUCUUCCCCAAAGAGGAAGAAAAAAAUCGCCAACCCUACUCUACUCCUGCAAUCGUCCUCUUUCCUCUUGGUAUCCUAUCCAUAUCCACCCCUCUCUACUCUGUUCUCUCUACCUAUAUUGUUCUCCUCUCCCCAGUCCCCUUGUGCCGUAACCCGCCAUCAUGUCUAUGAGCCCGCAAAUAAUAAACCUGGCCAUCAUCCUCGUGAUGAUGCAGGUCUCGAAGAAAAUACCCUUCGAUAACCCUUCGGUGCUCCUGGGCGUGCGCGCUAUGUAUAUCUGUUCCAACAUCCUGAUCCUGGGACUGUACCUCUAUGUGCGAUCGCAAAUAAACAAGAAGAAAGACCUCAAAACCCUCAAAUACGUCGAGCCAGCCCCGAUGGGCUCGCAGGAAGAACCCCGGCCCGUCAUCACGACCGUGCAGGACUACGACAAGCAGCAGCUCCGCUCCCUCCUUAAGGGCCAGCUGAUGGGCGUCGGCAUGAUGUGCGUCAUGCAUCUGUACUUCAAGUACACCAACCCGCUCGUCAUCCAGUCCAUCAUCCCGCUCAAGACGGCGCUCGAGGGCAACCUGGUCAAGAUCCACCUGUUCGGCAAGCCGGCCAAGGGCGAGCUGGAGCGGCCGUGGAAGGCGGCGGCUGGCAUGUUCGGCAUGGGCCAGGGCGAGGUGAAGAAGGAUCGCGCUAGCGUGGAGUCUGCGGAGAAGACGUGGAGGGGCGGUGCGAAGGAGGAGUAGGACGAAUGAUUGCACUUCGUUCUGUUUAUCUCCCUCUUUCUCUCUUUUUUUUCUUUUUUCUUUUUU